CUUUUGCAUAUGGGCAAAGAAUAUCCCAAAGGUUAUGAAUAUUUUAGAAAUAAAGCAAAAUCAAUUUUUUUGAAAAACAAAGAUGUGACCGAUGAAACUGAAAUAGAGAAGCUUCUACAUAGAGGACAGUUCGUCUUGAAGGAAUUAGAGACUCUUUACAUGUUGAGAAAGUAUCGAACACUCAAAAAAAGAUAUAAUCCAGACGAAUGA
Messenger RNA from Helobdella robusta, 210 nucleotides. RefSeq lists its product as hypothetical. The annotation marks the transcript as partial. Gene Ontology annotation, biological process: respiratory electron transport chain. The transcript has a single exon. NCBI's taxonomy places the organism in Eukaryota, Metazoa, Annelida, Clitellata, Rhynchobdellida, Glossiphoniidae. Gene Ontology annotation, cellular component: mitochondrion. The record is from RefSeq and is a predicted model, not a curated record.